AUGAUUCAAAGAAGGGUAGUUGUGGAAAGGGAGUUGGGAAAAGAUGUUGUUGAAGUCAAUGAGGUCAUGGACCUGAUAAAGGCUACUGGGUUGUUGAAGACUGUGGUUGGGUUCUCUCAAUGCUAUGAGGGUGAAUUGGAAGCUACAGACAAUGAGGUUUGUAGAGAGAUUACAGCUAGGCAGGUGAAAGGUUGGCCUAUUAAAAAGCAUCUUCCUGCUAGGAAGUUGACUGUCAAUUAUGCUAUAUUGCAUAAAAUAGCAGCUGCAAAUUGGCAUGCAUCUACUAAUGCAGUUAAGUUGCCUAUUGCCUUUCCCUCUAUGAUUUGUGGGAUUAUCCUGAAUCAACACCCUGAUAUUUUGCGUUCUAAUGACUUACCUAGUAGAAGAAAACCUGCUCUGUCUGUGCACUAUAAACUGUUUGAAGGCUGUCAUGUCGAAGAUAUUGUCAUGACAUCUGCCAUGAAAAAGCCAGUCUUAAAAGUUGGAACAAUUGCUGAGCUUAAGGAGACUUGUAAAGAGAUGAGUGAAGGGAUAAGGGUAGCAACAACUAGGAAGCAAUCAUUGGAAGCCUUGAUUGCAAGCUUGGAGCAAGCUAAAGGUGAACAUAUUGAACAUGCUAAGGAAGCUGAAGCCCACACCUCUAGUGAGAGGUCUACAAACAAUGAUGAGACAAGUGGCAAUUCUGUUUCUGGUGCUGAUGAAGAUGCGAGCUCAAGCUCUACUGCUUAG
Messenger RNA from Lathyrus oleraceus (garden pea), 729 nucleotides. RefSeq lists its product as uncharacterized. The transcript is spliced from 3 exons. The coding region runs from base 1 to 729 and encodes 242 amino acids. The record is from RefSeq and is a predicted model, not a curated record. Lineage: Eukaryota; Viridiplantae; Streptophyta; Magnoliopsida; Fabales; Fabaceae.